AUGAAAAAACAAGAAUAUCAGCUACAGCUCUACAAAGAGCAGGAUAUAAAAAGAAUAUACUUUAUCACGGGAGCAGGGCUGGUGAUGGGAAGUAUUCUUGGUGGCAUGCAGGGAAUACUUGCCUCACUUCGAAACACCCGAGGAAAAAAGAGAGGAAUGGCAUACUUUGUCUUGCAGCAUGCCCAGAGGGUGGGCCGCGCUGCAGCCACAGCAAGCUAUGCAUUUUCAGCAAGCGAGUAUUUUCUUUCAAAGAUUACCUGGCAAGCUUCAUCUCUCUAUCGCAUGAUAGAAUAAGCAAUAACUUGAAUAGCAUCUGAGUUCUAGCGAUGCUUUUAGUUUAUGUGUGCUUUCUUCUAUCUUUCUAAAUAUAAAGAAUACUAGAUCCAACACAUAAUUAUACAUAUAAACAGUACAUAUAGUACAAGAUAUCCCACAACAUACCAUAUAUAUUAGGAAUACACAGCACAUUUAUUUUCAAACUAUAACCCGAAAGUAUUAUAAUAUAAGCGCCUCCUAUAGUUGCUUUGUUACACUGCGCCUUCAUCAUUAUCUAUUAUAAUAGUCCCGCUUUUCUUUCACAGGUCGUGAUAAGCAUGGGAAUAACCCGAAAUUUGUUUGUCUUUUUAUAAUAAACACAAGU
Molecule: messenger RNA, 640 nt
Organism: Nematocida parisii ERTm1
Lineage: Eukaryota; Fungi; Microsporidia
Exons: 1
Coding region: 1-294 (97 amino acids)
Source: RefSeq, a predicted model, not a curated record